Messenger RNA from Colletotrichum costaricense, 90 nucleotides. RefSeq lists its product as uncharacterized. The transcript has a single exon. Bases 1 to 90 code for a protein of 29 amino acids. NCBI's taxonomy places the organism in Eukaryota, Fungi, Ascomycota, Sordariomycetes, Glomerellales, Glomerellaceae. The record is from RefSeq and is a predicted model, not a curated record.
AUGCUUCCUUUGCUUGGCUUGUCAAAGACCAUGUCUACCUCAAUCCUGCUGUUGACACCCUCUUUCUCGGUACGAUUGUCGACAGGCUAG